GGGUAUCAUAUGAAAAAGCUUUUAACGAGGAUGUAGUCACCUCACAAUCAGUUAUUUGACAGUCGUAGACGUAAUUAACGGAUCCGAUCUACAUCCAUGGGUAAUGCUUUGGUGAAGGACAUCAGGGCCGCGAGGAGGGAGAAGGAGCUGGAUCUCUCUAAGCGGGAUAUAAAAUCGCUUCCAAAGCAAAUCAAAGGCUGUAAAAAGCUCGAGAAUCUUAAUCUUUCGAAUAACUUGUUGAUUGACUUGCCGAUAGAGCUAGGACGACUGGGGCAGUUACGAACACUCAACUUUUCGCAGAACAAUGUCAACUACUUUCCACCGUGGCUGCCUAAAACUUUGGUCGAGAUUGACGCUGGAAGCAAUCGACUCUUUUACUCUCCAAUGACACCAAAGAUUGGUGAACUGACAAAUCUAGUCCGACUAGAUCUGAGCGGAAAUCAGCUCGAGGAUAUCCCAACGGAGAUUGGCAACCUCAGUAAUCUUCAUACCCUCCAGCUACACCACAAUGACCUGAAAGAUAUUCCUCACUGCGUUUAUAGCCUCCCCGUCCUUUCUAUACUCAACAUUAGUUACAACAAAAUCAAAGCGAUUACAGGGGACAUAUCGUCACUGCGAUCUCUCACAGAAUGGAACAUUAGCAAUAAUUUGCUGACGAUGCUCCCAGAAAAUCUUGGAAAACUCGCGACGUUGGUGCGGUUGUUCGUGGGCCACAAUGCACUGAAGACUCUUCCUGACUCUUGUGGCGAUCUCAUACACCUCGAAGAACUAGACAUUGAAGAAAACCACCAAUUGGAUGACCUACCAGCCAUUAUUUCCCGUCUGCGAAAUAUGAAGAAAUUCAACAUGCGAAACACCAAGCUCACACGCAUACCCAUAGGCAUCAAGAAUUGGGUAAAUUUAACUGAACUGGUAAUGAAGGAUAAUGGACAGAUGGAGGAUUUGCCAGAAAUCUUGGGCAGUCUCCGAUCCCUCCGGGUUCUCAAUUGUGACAGUUGCUCUUUACGCCAACUUCCUGAUCAGAUAGGGGGUUUAACUGCUCUUCAUCAUCUUGAUCUCCGACAAAACCAGUUGAGCUCCUUUGCUAUUCCGCCAACCAUCAAAAACUUGCAGCAUCUCGUCAAACUCUUUUUAAAUAACAACAGCAUCGAAAUUCUUCCUGAUGAAAUAUGUCAAUUGUCAAGCCUGACUGAGCUAGACAUUAGUCACAAUCUCAUCAUCACGCUGCCAGAUGAUAUUGGCGACAUGAAAAAGCUGGAGCGGUUGUUUGCGAAUAACAACAAACUGGAAACGGUCCCUCCUUCCAUAAAAUCACUCCAAGCAUUGACAGUCUUCGAGGUCCGUUCCAAUGCUAUAAAUCUCAUUCCACCCGAAAUAGGCGAACUAAGUAACUUGAUACGAUUGGAUUUGAGUCACAACCGACUGAGCGACCUUCCCCCAGCAAUGCACAAGAUGAGCCAGUUGCAGACUUUGGAUCUUCGUGACAAUCCCUUUGACUCGCCACCGCAACACGUCAUCGUGGCAGGAGUCGCUGCCAUUCUACAGUAUCUCGCUGACCAGUUUGCCAAGAUGCCAGAAGGAGGUGCGAGUGAUGCAUCUCAGAAGGGUCGCGUGCGUGCCCUACACGGAUGAAUCGAAGACGUUCACUAUAUUCAGAACAGAAUGCUUCCCCAAAGCUAUAUAGGGCUAAUUGAACAUGAGUAAGAUACAGGAUGGAAAACUAUUUUACAUCUAAUUUGUGAAUAGAAAUGUGCAUUGUCCUACAAAAAUGCCGCUCCAACUGCCGC
Spizellomyces punctatus DAOM BR117 is the source of this 1787-nucleotide messenger RNA. RefSeq lists its product as uncharacterized. The coding region runs from base 97 to 1632 and encodes 511 amino acids. The record is from RefSeq and is a predicted model, not a curated record. Gene Ontology annotation, molecular function: protein binding. NCBI's taxonomy places the organism in Eukaryota, Fungi, Chytridiomycota, Chytridiomycetes, Spizellomycetales, Spizellomycetaceae. The transcript is spliced from 11 exons.